GAGGGGUGUGAAGGUAGGAUUGAUGAUUUUAAUAUAUAUAGAUAUAUAUAUAUAAUAUACAAUAUAAUAUACAAUAUGCAUCCACUUAUAUACAAUAUAGCUGUAAAGGAUGUAAAGGCUCUGUAAAGACGUCCAAACACACCCACGAGGCCACAUGGGAGAGAGAGAGAAAAAAAGAAAAAAAAAAAAAACAUAUGCAUGUGCUCUCUCAGGAUGGGUGCUCUCUUUGGGUGAAGGAGGAGAUCAAUAAAAAAAUAAAAAAGAAAGGUGUGGAGGGGAGGAAAGUGGACCGCUCACGCGGUGGGAUUAUUAAAAAAAUAACAAGAUGUAUGGUAUUAAUAAAAGGCAUCUCUGCAAUUGGAGCUGCAGGAUUUUGCUGGGGUGCCAAGGUGGUCGUGGAACGAUCAAAGUCUGAUUACCUUCAAGCUGCGGUACUGUUACACCCUUCCCUUGUCACUGUGGAUGAUAUUAAGGAACUGAAGGUUCCAAUUGCUAUAUUGGGAGCUGAGAUUGACAAAAUCUCGCCACCGGAGCUUCUCAAACAGUUUGAGGAAGGUUUAUCCUCUAAACGUGAGAUAAAUGGUUAUGUGAAGAUCUUUCCCGGUGUUGCACAUGGAUGGACAGUCAGGUACAAAGUGGAUGAUGAAAAAGCUGAGAUCAAAGGCAAGCUAUAUGGCAGCAACUGAAUCUGCAAAGGCAAAACUUAGAGCUCAAGGAUCGCCAAGGUUGGGUCAAGAUGGGGCUGAAAAUGGUCAGG
This is a messenger RNA of Camellia sinensis, 757 nucleotides long. Lineage: Eukaryota; Viridiplantae; Streptophyta; Magnoliopsida; Ericales; Theaceae. The record is from RefSeq and is a predicted model, not a curated record.